AUGACAGACAUCGCCAUGGAUACCAGUGGCAUUGAAGUCGAUAUGGUCCUCAUAAACCCAGGAGACAAGACCGCCGAGCGGGGUGACCUCCAGACCUCUUUUCUCAACUGGCUACAAGACGACAACUCCAGAGCCAAUUUGAUCAACCAUAGUGGGCAUCGAAGACUUCUUAUGGAGUCUCUAGGACAUACAACGCGCCCGCUUCAUGUCUUGGAAGUUGCAGACCUCUUUCGGUUCUUACAGGCGAAAACCGACAACAUGAGCGAGGGAUCUGCCAAGGAGUACCUGCGGUCAGAAUUUGGAUCCGAUCUCAAGAUCUUGCCCAACAAUACCAUUGUCAUCAAUCAGUCCUUGGACACGAAAUUAUCUUCAGAAAUUUCCCAUGAGAUACUGGCCAUCAUCUGUACCCGCUAUCUAUUGCAUUCAGGCUGGGCAGACCAUCAUAACAUCCGAUCCCCAGCCCAGGACGGGUGCGCGGAUGAGAAUAGCGAAGAGGAAGAGGAAGCGUACGACACGAGAGUGACGAGUGAAGAGUUUGCUCCUCUUCGCCUUCAGUUCCCAUUCAUUGCCUAUGCAGCGCGGCACUGGAUGGUUCACGUGGCCAAGACAUGUCAUUCUCAUGACAGCUUGCCCCUGCUUUUGGUAUCUGUCCUAGACGAGUUUCUCUUGCAAAAUCCCAGGCCCUUCAGCGCCUGGAUCGACAUUGAAUGGCGGCCAUAUGAAAUGGGCGAUUGGGUCACCACCGGCCACGGUGUCACCGCCCUUCAUGUCGCGGCUCGCUAUGGAUGGAGACAGUACCUGGCUGCCCUGGUUGAGCGCUCCGCCACCAACGCAGAGCUGGAUAUUGACGGGGUUGACUUCAGCUCAAAGCAAACCCCGCUGUUUUUUGCGGCCAAGUAUGGACACGCCGAUUGUGUCAAAUUACUGGCUGAUGCCGGUGCCAGCCUUGAGAUCAAGAAUUGCAGCAAAGUCAAUGUCUUGCGCCAAGCGAUUGUUCGCAACCACGUUGCCGUGGUCAAAGUCCUGCUAGAUUUGGGCCUGGAUCCUAUGCGGGAAGAGGGCAGCCGAGCCGGUAGCCCGGCGCUGAGAUUGGCCUGCGAAAAUGGGCAACUUGAGAUUGUUGAAGCAUGUUUGCCAUGGCUAAAGGAUCCUGAGGAUGCCUACCGGGCCCUUGACUGGGCAUUGACAAGGCGCGGCAACGUCUGUGUGGUGCAACGGCUUCUCCAGCAUCCCGGUAUCGACGUCAACAAAAUCAUUCGAGGCAAUACGCUGCUCAUCAAGGCAUGCUGGUUUCAUGAUGUGGACUGCAUGCAAAUGUUGCUUUGCGCUGGAGCAGAUGUCAACAUCCUUGGAUGUGGGGGUGACUUUGAGGACAAUGGCACAAACUCGGAUAGAGAAAGACAUCCCCUGUCGCAAUGGGUACAAUGGGGAGAUGCUGAUGUCACGGCCUUGGAAGUCUACUGCUGCAGGCAGCGCCGUCCAAAGAAGCUGGAUUCUAAAGCUCAACUGGAGCUCAAGCAGGGCCUUAACUUGCUUAUUGGAGCUGGAGCCGACCUCCACCGCCGCAACAAGAGAGGUUUUGCCCCUAUCGACAUUGCAGCAAACCACCCGACCGCGCUACGACUUCUGAUCGAGGCAGGCGCUGAUUUCCAUCACGAGAGUUCAGAUGGAAGUACAUUGCUGCACGUACCCAGAACCGGGGAGGACGGCUGGGAGCUUACCAAAUUCCUUGUUGGAAAAGGCUUGAGCGUUGACAAGCCAAGAUCAGACGGGCAAACACCAUUUCAUCUUUACAUGAAAGAAUAUCUGAAAAGAUACAGCUGUGACCGUGCAGCUGGAUAUCGGGAUGCUGUCCGGUUCGUAGAGGAGCUAGGCCCUGACUGUUCGGUAGUUGAUGCUGAAGGAAAUGGAAUUUUGCACAUUCUCUUCAUAUCUAACGAAACAAUUUCCGGAAAGCUUUCCGACUGGAAUGAAGAUCUCAAAAGAAUUUUCGAAAGGCUCAUUGCUCACGGUGCGCUGGUCCUCGAAAAGAAUUACGCCGGAGAAUCGUUGAUCCAUCUGGUGUCGGCCGAGAACAUCGAAGCGAUCCAAUUUCUGAUUGAGAAGGGUGUCGAUCUCGAGACUCAAGAUGACGAGGGCAAAACACUGUACAUGCGAGCUGUGACUCAGGUAUACGCUACCAAAACCCUGGAUCGGCUUCAAGCGAUGGGCGCCAUGGUGAAGACGCGGGAUUUCAAGGGCCGCACAGUCCUACACGAGGCGAUCAAAGGUCACCGAACCGGCAAACUUGACAUGAUGGCGAAACGGCAACCGCUGGCCUACCUUGUCGAAGAUCUUCAACUGGACCCCAGCGUCACUGACAAUGAGGGCAAUAGCCUUCUCCAUGAGCUUGCGAGUUGCGACACAGAUGAGUACAAUCUUUAUGGGGCAUUGCUUGAAUAUGGGGUGGACAAUGAUGCGCGCAACAAUGCCGGUCAGACCCCAUUACAUAUCGUCUGUCAAAGGUGGGAUGACAGCCACCUAAACUUUAUGGCGUGGGGUGGAUUUGAGAAGCAAUUACUCUCCAGAUCUCUCAAACACUGCACACACCAAGUCAAUGCUGCGGACAACCAUGGAGUCAGACCCAUCCACUUGGCGGCCGAAAAGUCGGAAUUUUUGGUCCAGCAACUUUUGGCUCUGGGAGCGACGAUCAUGGUAAGGACACAUGACUGGAUGACACCCUUACAUAUAGCCGCCAAAGAACACCAAAGUAAUGUUGUUGCGAUGCUGCUUACUGCCGCUACAACCGGCAACUAUGGGAAUCCAAAAGAGUUUCUUGAAACCAAGGGCAAACCUAAAACGUAUACCGUCGGCAGUAGAUGGACGGGACGACAAACGGGAAAGGAGCUAGGGCAUAGUGCUCUUUAUUAUGGUGUGCAGUCUGGACGCCCAGAGACCGUUUCGCUUCUUUUGGGGGCUGGCGCCGAGGUGAAGUGGCAAUCCGCCAAACUUUUGCAGGCCUGCGCCAACUUUGAAGAAGAAAACCGCAAGCUACCCCCACACCGCAGGUCCGGCACCAGGUUGAACGAGAUUUUGGACAUGCUUGUCACUUCAGGACUUGACCUCUCAGCACGCGCCAGCAGGAGAAUGAACUCAAUCACGCCACUGCUGCAGUUUGAUCUAGCUGUUCACCGAGCGCUGGACGCCGGGUUCGAUCACACUGUUUCAUGUCUCUUGCAAUAUCAGCAGCCAUCGUCACAAUCGUCAGUCUCUUUGGUGUUUGCGCGGAAGUGGUUUGAGAGGCGGAAGGAAUCUGGAGCCUCCGUCUUUCGAGAGACGAGCAACUUGUUGAGCACGGCAGCGGGAGACGCUCAAGCCAUCCACGCCCUGGUCCAAAAGCUUCUCCUGGCGCGCGAGUUCGAGGUGGUUGAGUACAUCUGCACCGUUCCACAGCAGGGCGCAGAUGACCCAUUGGUUGCAAUCGACGACAAGGGGAAAACAAUUUUGCACCUACUAAUAAACAACGGAUAUGCAGCCUUGCUCGAGCGCAUCUCGAGAGCAAGGGAGCAGCAUGACAAUCCACUAGAAAGCCUGCAAGCUCUUGUGAGUCGACAGGAAAAGGAAGGCGCCAUUUUCCCGCUGGUCCUCGCUGCUUGUCACCGGACGCUUCCCAAUAUGGCCGUCCUCCGUGUAUUGGUCGAGGUGGUGAAAGUGUCAAUCAAUGAUCCCCGGCGGUUUAGGGAACAUGUACGUCCGCAUUUCAGUUCUGAGUGGCGUUACCAUCAGGGAUAUACGCCGCUUCAUGGUGUGACAGGUCCAACACCAUGGUGGCAUUUGCACCAAGCUUUGCUAUACUUGCUCUCGCAGAAACCCGACCUCGAGGUUUGUGCUCAGUAUAGAGGAACGCCUCUUCACUUAGCACUUUCGCAAGCGGACAGUGAUGGCAGUGCGGUUCGAUUACUUCUAGAAGCAGGUGCCGAUCCUAACGUGAAAUGGGGAGGGCGAAGCUGCUUUGCCGUUGCUAUGCAAGCUGGCAAGACCGAGCUUGGGCGCCUGCUGUUGGCACAUGGAGCCAAGGUCACCUCAUCGGACUUGAAGCAUGGAGCAGAGGAUGGCAAAACGGAGUUCUUCUCCGCUUGCGGAUACAGUCUGAGUAGUGAGGAAGAGAAGGAGUUGGCAAGCCUUCUAACCAAUGUCUCCAAAAAGUAG
Messenger RNA from Podospora bellae-mahoneyi, 4188 nucleotides. RefSeq lists its product as uncharacterized. Bases 1 to 4188 code for a protein of 1395 amino acids. Lineage: Eukaryota; Fungi; Ascomycota; Sordariomycetes; Sordariales; Podosporaceae. Gene Ontology annotation, molecular function: protein binding. The record is from RefSeq and is a predicted model, not a curated record. The transcript has a single exon.